AGUUUGUUAUAUCAGGAGUACUUCUCCUGUCCUAUUCAGUGUCCUGGGUGAAUUUAAGCUUGCUCUCUCUAAUUCUCUCUUUCAGAGGACCUGAGCCCUAGGACCAUGCCUCAGGACUACCUGACAUGAUGACUCCUUGCUGUGGCUAUUUAAGACUUGAAAGUGCUAGACUACUGGCGACGGAAGCCUGCCCACCCUCCCAUCUCAGAUUCGUUUAUAUUUUUAACAGAAAGUUGUAAGAUUCGUUUUUUUUGUUCAGUUUUUGGGUGAUCCUGUUUCCAUCCCGAUUAGUAAAAUGUGCGAACGUCAAUAUAACGUUACCAUAGAAGUCUGAAUUUAACACGAUCUAGUCAGCAAACUUUGUUUCCAGGCUGACUGACCGGGUCCUAUGGAAGAGAUGUCAGGAGUAAGUGCGGUGAGCUCGGCGUUGCCUGCGGCUACAACCCGUACCACCUCAUUCAAGGGCUCCUGCCCCAGCUCGAAGUAUGUGAAGCUGAACGUGGGCGGGGCGCUCUACUACACCACCAUGCAGACCCUUACCAAGCAGGACACCAUGCUCAAGGCCAUGUUCAGCGGUAGGAUGGAGGUUCUCACAGACAGCGAAGGCUGGAUCCUUAUUGACAGGUGUGGGAAGCACUUUGGGACCAUUCUGAACUACCUGCGUGAUGGUGCUGUACCUCUGCCUGAGAUCCGGAGAGAGGUGGAAGAGCUCCUGGCAGAGGCCAAAUAUUACCUGGUGCAGGGGUUAGCUGACGAGUGCCAUGCUGCCUUACAGAACAAAGAUAUGUAUGAGCCCUUCUGUAAAGUGCCCUUGGUCACUUCAUCAAAGGAAGAACAGAGACUCAUAUCUACCUCCAACAAGCCCACAGUCAAGCUGUUAUACAACAGGAGCAACAACAAGUACUCUUACACCAGCAACUCCGAUGACAACAUGCUGAAAAACAUAGAGCUGUUUGACAAGCUCUCUCUGCGGUUCAACGGACGUGUGCUCUUCAUCAAGGACGUGAUCGGGGAUGAGAUCUGCUGCUGGUCGUUCUAUGGGCAGGGCCGUAAGAUCGCUGAGGUGUGCUGUACCUCCAUAGUCUACGCCACAGAGAAGAAGCAAACCAAGGUGGAGUUCCCAGAGGCUCGUAUCUAUGAGGAGACACUCAACAUCCUGCUGUAUGAGUCUCAGGACGGGCGUGGUCCAGACAACGCUCUACUGGAGGCUACAGGGGGCGCUGCAGGCCGAUCCCAUCACCUGGAUGAGGACGAGGAGCGGGAACUCAUCGAGAGGGUGCGACGCAUUCACAUCAAACGCCCUGAUGACCGCACCCACCACCACCAGUAACUAUACCAGCCAACCAACAUAAUCACCACCACUAACUAUACCAGCCAACCAACAUUAUCACCACCAGUAAGCCAACUAACAUUAUAGCCACCCGUAACUAUACCAGCCAACCAACAUUAUCACCACCAGUAAGCCAACCAACAUUGUCAGUAUCUGCAGUGACUAUUACUGACAGAGAACAAUCACAAUACCCACAAGUAAUCUCAUAUCCUUGACAUUGACCACAAGUGACCUCUGUGCUUCUGCAUCACAGCCACUUAUGAACUUUUGCCAGUCUCUAAUCAUGAUUAUAAACUGGGUGGUUCGAGCCCUGAAUGCUGAUUGGCUGACAGCCGUGGUAUAUCAGACCGUAUACCAUGGGUAUGACAACAUUUAUUUUUACUCUAAUUACGUUGGCAACCAGUUUAUAAUAGCAAUAAAGCACCUCAGGGGUUUGUGGUAUAUGGCCAUAUACCACACCCCCUCAUGCCUUAUUGCUUAAGUAGAGCAUGGUUUGGGUGUUAGUUUGUGUGUUGUCCCAAAUGGCUGUAUCAUUUUUUUCUAAACCCUUCAUAAGAGCUGUUCUUUUUAUCAGUGGUCAAAGAAGACUUAUUUGACCCCUGUAUUACCAUAUGUUUUGUAUAUCUCAUCUUUGUAUGAAUGUUGACAUGUCCAGUAGGAGAUCUGGUGCCUUAAAUCUGUGGUCUUGUGCCUUAAGUCUGUGGGUGUAAGUGCAGCUUACAAUCUGAUUUACUUUAUCAUGUCACUACAACAAGCUUGGAAGUUCAUGUAUUCUCACAGAGUAGCUAGUUCAGGUCAAUUGUAUUUCAGUGAUUAUAGUAAUACACUGUGUAACAAUACCUUUUCCUACCACUUCAGUUUUUAGAGAUGAUUUAUGAGAGAGAAAAGAAACCUGUACGCUGCUCUUGCUAGUGUGACUGUUCUUUAUUAAGCUUUAUAUAUUGUCCUCAAGGCCCUUUGUCAGAGCUUUUGUGAGUUUUUAAUUUGCACCCUUAUGUAGACAUUGCUCCACCAACAACCGUUCAAUGCAUCGACUGGGGUUGGAGUGAAGGACAAAUAUAUUCAUUAGCUUGAAUUGGUGAUUUGCAAACUGUAUCUCGAGGCGAAAUAAAUGUACCUAUUUAGACGAGGUGCUGGCUAGCAGAGUAGAACAUUGUCUGUCCAAACGUUGGAUAUUAGGUUAUUAAAUUAUUGCAUCUGAGCUCCUAGAGUGUGCGGCUCUCCUUUAAUUUUUCAAAUAUGCCAACUGCAUUUUAUCAUGUUUUAGAAAUUUGGUUCUUCUAUUUUCUGUAUGUUCUCAUUUCAUCCAGCAGAGGGUGUUGUGUACAAAGACACUGAAAGUGUGCUAAGUUGUUGAAGUUACCCCUAGAUGCUGAUCUUGGGUCAGUUUUGUAUUUCCCCCAAGAACGGAUAAGGGUUGGGAAGCUGACCCUAGAUAUUUGCCUAGGGGAACUUUACCCCAGAGCAAUGUUACAAUUCAGGGGUGGGUUGUAAGUGGUGUGAAUACGCCCACCUUUUAUAUUGUAGUCAUGGAUUAAGUAUUUUUUGGGGCAUCCUGAAGAACCUUUUGAGAUGCUGGAUGUGUAAUUAAAUGGAUGCUAUUGCUUCCUGUUUCAAUAAUUAUUUGAGGGCGACGUUACAAGACAACUUGUUUGGAAGACCGAUGGCAAGAGAUUAAACCAAGCACAUCCAGACAGCAAAUAAUGUCACAAUUUUUAACACUUUUACCUGGGAAAGGAUUGUCUUUUGCACUGUAUUUAACAUUUCUUACAAUAAAGAUUUUUAUGAAUACA
This is a messenger RNA of Oncorhynchus keta (chum salmon), 3123 nucleotides long. Its product is annotated as BTB/POZ domain-containing adapter for CUL3-mediated RhoA degradation protein 3. The transcript has 7 exons. Gene Ontology annotation, molecular function: protein binding; ubiquitin-protein transferase activity. Bases 389 to 1330 code for a protein of 313 amino acids. Gene Ontology annotation, cellular component: Cul3-RING ubiquitin ligase complex. Gene Ontology annotation, biological process: negative regulation of Rho protein signal transduction; protein ubiquitination; proteasome-mediated ubiquitin-dependent protein catabolic process. NCBI's taxonomy places the organism in Eukaryota, Metazoa, Chordata, Actinopteri, Salmoniformes, Salmonidae. The record is from RefSeq and is a predicted model, not a curated record.